AUGAAGUGCCACAGCCAUUGUAUGGCAUUCCUCGUUUUGCAAUGGGGUACUGCUCUUAGUUAUCCCCAAGGAUUCGUACUCGACGAGGGCAUCUCUACCCAUGAAGAGCGGAGACCAGCUUCAUCCGAUCUGGGCCGACAGAACUCUGGCACUUUACACAACCGUAGGGCCGACAUUGUUAAGAACCCUCUUGAUGAAAGCCGUCGUUCAGAAAAAGAGCUAGAAUUCAUCAAACGCCGGAGGGAUUCGAAAGUCAUAACUUCAAAAACUGUGGUCGAUAGCAAUGGAGAAGAGUCGUGGUCUGUCCAAAGUCGGCUUGAUCCACAGACUGAUAAUAAUUGUACCAAUUCCGUUGGUACGACAGAGAGGUGUCACCCAGACAAGGUGGAAGUGCACAUCGACGGUACUAUACCAAACGCAGCGAACGCUUCUGAGCUUGCUGAAAAGGUCAUGAAAGUCGUCAAGCAAAGUAUCCAAGGCAACUUAACCGUAGAUGUUGCGCAAAAUAACACUGGCGGUCAGACUCAAGGGGUGAUAAAUGCCACUGAUGCAGUCGCCGGGCAAUCGACCAGCGGUAGACUCUUGCAUUUGCCACCAACCGAUCAAACCGGAAGUUUAGCCGGAAGUGGCCAGGGAUCUCACCCCACAAAUCAAACGACUGGGAACCCGGGAUUAAUAACACCUAAGCAGGAACAGGCUAACCCAGUCUCGGGGAAAGGCAAUGACACUGUUCCACAGAUAUCUGCCACUCCUCCGACCAUAUACCCAGACAAUAGAACAAGCGUGAACACAAACGUAACUGCCACUUCUGGGAUCUUGCAGCCAGAUAAUACAACGAGUUUGAGCACCAAUGAUACUAUCGAAACUCUGGAUUGCUCAGAUAUUAGUCCUGCCUCAGAGAACCCGCAAGCUCAGACAGGACUUGCCGCGCCACCGGCACCGAACAUGACUAGUGAGAAAAAUUCCACAGAAACUCAAGUAAAACAGAAUUCUUCGCUCGGGCCACCCGCCCAGCCACUGGUGGUCAUUCCCCUGGAUUCCAAUGAACCUCAUAUCUCAAAACAGGAACCUCAACCACCUAAUCAGCCAGUUGCCCAUCUCGCAAAAUCCAACGGCGAAAAGGAGUUGGAGGUUAACAGCAAACCAUUCGGAGUGAUGAUAUUACCAAAAUCACAGAAGCUAAAAAGCCUACCGCCUGGCACGGUGGUCAUCAUACCUCAUGUCGAGAAAACAGGAAAUUCUGAUAGAAACCUGUCAUCACAAGUUUCCUCUGGACCACAACCUCCAUCAAAUGUCACUGCUGCUAUUUCGCCUGGCUCACCACUUUCACAAAAUGGGAGUGAGGCUAAAGUUUCGUCUAGCCCAAAUCUUCCACCAAAUGGCUAUGUUAUAGAUGCCCCUCCACCUGGUUCAAAUCUCCCACAAAAUGACAGUGCUAAAGCUUCGUCGGGAUCACCGUAUCCACCAAAUAACACCACCGGAGCUUUGCCUGGACCAAAACUUUCACAAAACGCCAGUGCUAUCUCCACUCAAAAUCGUUCCUCCAUUCCUCCAUCGUCUCAAUCCCCACCUCCCGAAACUCCAGCCGUCAACCAGACACCCUUGACGCCCGUGAUUGAAGCAACUAACUUCUCGUCUUCUAACCUUUUGGCACCACCACCCCCCAAACCUGCGCCACCUAUCCCGGCACCCGCAAAUAAAGCCUCAAAUGUGAAAAUCAUUCUUCCUGAUCACACCGAACUCGCUCCUAACUCUGCUUCUAAGAUUAGGUCCGAAAAUUCAUUUAUUUAUGUUGGGAGUUUUGUUUUGGGGUUUAUCAUUUCAUCUGGAUUCCUGUAAAUCCCAAGUAUUCAAUUGGAUCGACAUGGAUACUUCUAUUCUCCUUCAUCUUUCUACUUUCACCAGCGCUAUUGAUGAUUUCCUCAAGAAUUCAGUUCCAGUGCCACAGGCUGCCUGUGGGAAAGUCUUUCGAUUGGCCGUUCUUCAUCUAGCUAAGAAUAGCCAAGGCGCCGGAGGACCUACAGCAGAUGCUGGUGUUCCAUUGAAUCUUGCAAAUUUGACAUCUGAAGAGGCCGGAAGCGUUCCCAGUGAAUUGAAUAUUUCUUUAACCUACAAACAAUGUACAUUUGGUGUCUUAAACAUAUAUAAAAUGGUUGUAAAUAAGCACAUCUUCAGUUAAAUUCAAGUUAGAUACAAAUUCAACCAUUGG
Puccinia graminis f. sp. tritici CRL 75-36-700-3 is the source of this 2209-nucleotide messenger RNA. RefSeq lists its product as uncharacterized. The record is from RefSeq and is a predicted model, not a curated record. NCBI's taxonomy places the organism in Eukaryota, Fungi, Basidiomycota, Pucciniomycetes, Pucciniales, Pucciniaceae. The transcript is spliced from 8 exons. Bases 1 to 1839 code for a protein of 612 amino acids.